Molecule: messenger RNA, 5109 nt
Organism: Hypomesus transpacificus
Lineage: Eukaryota; Metazoa; Chordata; Actinopteri; Osmeriformes; Osmeridae
Product: A disintegrin and metalloproteinase with thrombospondin motifs 16
Exons: 23
Coding region: 338-4117 (1259 amino acids)
Biological process (GO): extracellular matrix organization; proteolysis
Cellular component (GO): extracellular matrix
Molecular function (GO): metalloendopeptidase activity
Source: RefSeq, a predicted model, not a curated record
UCAGCCGCAGGGGUCGAGCAGUAGGUGGGGGGGGGGAAAACCUUAAAACUGAAAUGUCUCGUGAAAUAAUAGGAUAUGCACUCACCACCCUGAGAUGACAGGAUUGCGAUGUUGCAAGACUGCCCGCUUCAGUGAUGCCAGGUUUGAAGGAAGACCAUUGUUGCGCGAGAGAGAGAGAGAGACUAAACGACGUACCUGGAACUCCCCCACCGCCUCGACAUUUCAUUCAUCCCUGCCAAGUUUGCAACCACUGAAGUUUAGUUGAAUUACCGUGGCAAGCUACAGGACAAUUGCGACCGAUUUGGACAAGAUAUUGUGCAAAAGAUUUGUCGGAGACAUGGCUUCUCUGUGGCUUUAUGCAAAGUGGAGAUGCGGGACAAUAUCGUUUAUCUUUUUCCAGCUUUUUUUCAUUUUGCUAGUUAAUGAGAGCCUCCAGCUGAGUUUUAGAGAAUCUGCACAUAAUGACAAUGGGAAGACAAGAGGAGCAUCCACUUUACUGCACUCCCUAAAAUUGCCUCAGAAUACAGAGUAUGAGAUUGUGGCUCCAUAUGAGGUGGACCACCAGGGCCAGUACGUUUCCCACCAGGUGGCCCACCAUCAGCGCCGGAGACGAUCACUGACCGGGGGUGACAGCCUCUGGGAGGUGGUCCACUUCAAGCUCCGGGGCCUGGGUCAGGACUUCCACCUAGAGCUGCAGGAGGCCUCCCGGAGCCUCCUCGCACCUGGCUUCACCGUCCAGGUCCUGGGGAGGAAUGGCACCAAAAGCCUGCGGGCGUAUCAGCCGGACGACCUUUGCUUUUACCAGGGGUCACUGAGGUUGGAGGUGAACUCGUCCGUGGCCCUCUCCACAUGCACGGGAAUGUCAGGUUUGAUCCGAACGCAGGAUGCGGAGUACUUCCUGAGACCCCUGUCCUCCAGCCUGGCCCUGCGGGAGAACUUCAGCGCCCCCCCCAGCCACCUACCUCACAUCCUCUACAAGAGAUCAGCAGACCUGCACUCGCCCCCGCGGGACGCCGAGAGACCGCUAGUUGCCCUGCCAGGCGCCCCGCCGGGGGGGUACGCCGGCGCGGACCAAGGGGCUCACCAACGUGACCGUCACCAUGACCACGGUCACCACGGCGACGGUCACUACGGCGACUACAACCAUGGGACGAGGCAGCGGCAGCACUUCUGCGGGAGGCGGAAGAAAUACAUGCCCAAGCCUCCAAAGGAAGACGUCUACAUAUUACCUGAUGAGUUCAAAGACAUACCCAGGAACAAACGAGCUCUCUUUUCCAAAACCCACACCAACCACAAACUCAACGUUGAGACCUUGGUCGUGGUCGACAAGAAGAUGAUGGACAGCCACGGUCAUGAGAACAUAACCACUUAUGUCCUAACCGUGCUCAACAUGGUCUCCACUCUCUUCAAGGACGGGACCAUAGGGGGGAAUAUCAACAUUGUCCUAGUGGGUCUUAUUCUGUUGGACGAGAACCAGGAUGGGCUGGCGAUAAACCACCACGCUGACCAUACCCUGAACAGCUUCUGCCAGUGGCAGGCCAGCCUGGGAAGCAGACAGGGCCGUCGUCAUGACCACGCCAUCCUCCUCACAGGGUUGGAUAUAUGCUCCUGGAAGAACGAACCGUGUGACACGCUGGGCUUCGCUCCCAUCAGUGGGAUGUGCAGCAAGUACCGCAGUUGCACCAUUAACGAGGACACGGGCCUGGGAGUAGCCUUCACUAUCGCACACGAGUCUGGACACAAUUUCGGCAUGGUCCAUGACGGGGAAGGCAACAUGUGCAAGAAGUCCGAAGGCAACAUCAUGUCCCCCACGCUGGCUGGCCACAACGGCAUCUUCUCCUGGUCAGCCUGUAGUCGCCAGUAUCUCACCAGGUUUCUCAGCUCAGCCCAGGCCACCUGUUUGUCGGAUGAGCCCAGCUCGGUGCAGGAGUACAGCUACCCUGAGAAGCUGCCUGGGGAACUGUACGACGCUGACACACAGUGCAAGUGGCAGUUUGGAGAGAAGGCCAAACUCUGCACAUUGGACUUUAAGAAGGACAUCUGCAAGGCUCUGUGGUGCCACCGUGUUGGUAGGAAGUGCGAGACUAAGUUCAUGCCAGCAGCUGAAGGCUCUGCCUGUGGUCCAGACAUGUGGUGUCGUCGUGGCCAGUGUGUGAAACAGGGUGACGAGGGGCCCCGGCCGAUCCACGGCCACUGGUCGGGCUGGUCGGGCUGGUCAGCAUGCACGCGGAGCUGUCAGAGUGGGACUACGUAUCGAGAGAGACAGUGCACCAACCCGAGACCCAUGUUCGGGGGGCUGUACUGCGAGGGCUCCUCGCGCUCCUACAAGCUGUGUAACACUGACGACUGCCCCCCCAACACGGUGGACUACAGAUCCCAGCAGUGUGCAGAGUUCAACAGCCGGCAGUUCAGGGGCUGGUACUACAACUGGAAACCCUACACCGCGGUGGACGAUCAGGACGUCUGCAAACUGUAUUGCUAUGCCGACGGCUACGACUUCUUCUUCGCUCUGGCCAGCAAGGUGCGGGACGGGACCCCAUGUUCCCCAGAGAGCUCUGACGUCUGCAUCGACGGCCUGUGUGAGAAAGUGGGCUGUGACCGGGUGUUGGGCUCGUCUGCGGGACCUGACGUGUGCGGAGUCUGUAAGGGGAACAACUCCACGUGCAGGACCUACAAGGGCCAGUACACCAAGCAGCACUUCACCAACCAGUACUACGGCGUGGUGAACAUCCCAGCGGGGGCGAGGAGCAUCCGGGUUGUGGAGCUCAACACCUCCGGCUCCUACCUGGCUUUGAGGAACACCCAGAGGAGGUACUACCUGAACGGGCACUGGACCGUGGACUGGCCUGGUCGACACCAGAUCGCCGGAUCUCUGUUUGAGUACAAGAGACCUUAUAACCGACCAGAGAGCCUGUCCGCCGCUGGCCCCACCAACGAGACCCUGGUGGUGGAGAUCCUCCUGCAGGGCAGGAACCCAGGUGUACGCUGGGAGUACACACUCAGCGGGGCAGAGCUGGACAGGAGAGGAGCGCUGAAGCACAACUACACCUGGGCCGUCAUACGAGCCCACUGCUCGGCCUCCUGCGCUGGAGGCCAGAUGACCACCAAGUCGGCGUGCUACAAGGACCUGAGAGUCCAGGUGAACACGUCCUACUGCAACCCCAGAACCAGACCCAGCACAGGAAUGACGCCCUGCAACCCCCAGCCCUGUCCUGCCAGAUGGAGCGUAGGGGAAUGGAGCGUUUGCAGUCGCAGCUGUGGGGGGGGCGAGCAGACGCGACAGGUGCGGUGUGUGCAGAGGAGCAGCCAGACACAGGAGGACGCGCUAGCCGACACCCAGUGUGGACAGUCUCCACCGCUCAGGAGACAGAGCUGCAGUGCCCACAGCUGUCCACCAGAGUGGAGCGCUGGACCGUGGUCAGAGUGUUCCAGGAAGUGUGGGAAGGGCCUGAGGAGGAGGACGGUGGCGUGCAUGAGCACCGGCCUGGUCGCUAGGACGCACAGCCUGCCCGACAGUUCCUGCGUGGGCGUGGAGAGACCCAGCAGCCAGGAGACCUGCCUCGUCAAACGCUGCCCCAAACAGCGCAAGGUCCAGUGGUUCGUCUCCACCUGGCAGGAGUGCUCGGUCACCUGUGGUCGUGGCUCUCAGGCCCGCUUCAUCAAGUGUGCGGAGAAGGACGCCGCGGGGAAAUACCGCGAGCUGCCGCCCAGGAAGUGCCAGCACGUGGCCAAGCCCUCGGCGGAGCUCCACAGAGCCUGCACCCCAGCAGAAUGCCCCCCUCCGCUCCUCCACACCUGGCCCGUGUCCAAGCCCCUGCCUUGGGCCGAGUGGUACUCCUCCCCCUGGUCUCAGUGCACUGUGACAUGUGGUGGAGGGGUGCAGGCCAGGACCGUGCAGUGCCUGGCCCAGGGCAGGCCUUCCUCAGGGUGUACCCCACACCUGAGACCCCCCAUGUCCCAGGCCUGCAACACCAACUUCUGCCCCCUGUCUGAGAAGAAAGAUACAGCUUGCAAGGAUCACUUUAACUGGUGCUACCUGGUGCCUCAGCAUGGAGUAUGCAACCACAAGUUCUAUGGGAAACAAUGCUGCAAGUCUUGCUCUCACUCAAACCUAUAGGUUCAAGGGACCAGAGGGCUGUAUCCGGCAGAGGUACAGGACAUAAAGGACUGUGCUCAUAGUGUACCGGUGGGUACCAACUGACAACUUUGCAUAGAGCAUGUGCAUGCACUGACAACAGAGAUCAUAUCAAGGAACUGGAAGACACAGGAAGUAACAGUCACACGAUACAGCACGAAGGAAGUGUUAUUCUCAUGAUGCAGGACAUCUAUCGAAGGGACCAACCUUCCAUUCUGCCUUUCAACAGUCUGGACAGUGGAUGGUUAUUGGUUGCUCUUUCUUGGAGGGGUCUGAUUGGUUCUCAACCACUCCACCAACAGAACUGAGAGUGGGUGGAGUCGGGGGACUGCUCUUGCAGAGGCCUGACAUCUCACAUUGGGAGCAGUUGUGUUGGUAACCAGACCACUGUGGGAUAGGCCAUAAUGAGGCAGGACAUCAUUUCUAUAAUUAGAGGAACCAUUGGACAGUGACCAAUAAAUAGUGUCUCUCCUCGAAAUUCUGUCACCAUUCAACUACAACUGGAUCAACCUAGCCCAGAGGAAAUGCAUGAACUGAGGUUUAACUAUGGUGCUACAUUAUGUCUCAAGGACGGACAAAGAGACUGAAAUGAGCAGCCUAUCAUUAAGGCUCUUUUUAUAAACAAUUAAAAUGUUAUAUCCCUGUCUGACCCCCAUGAUCACAGUAUUGGCUGUUUUUAUUUAUUAUCUGUAAGGGUGCUGUGUGAACAAUAAUUAUUUGUGUUUACCUGAUCUUCAUUCAUUUCAAUUUAGGAUGUCUGCACCUUUAGGUCUUUUUGUAUUGAAACUAUGUAUUAUUUUUGAUUAUACAGAUAAUUCAUCAGUCAUCAUCAAUGUGGCUGACUACAGAAACUUCCAAUAAAAUACAUAAAUGGCUUGCUAAGUCUCCUUAACUAUGACCUACUAAUAUACUGAUAACACAAUAAGGUAACCUGUAACAGGUUGCACACUGUAAGACAGUCUGUUGUUAAAAAU